This is a messenger RNA of Thlaspi arvense, 2036 nucleotides long. The record is from the annotation of a GenBank genome assembly. Lineage: Eukaryota; Viridiplantae; Streptophyta; Magnoliopsida; Brassicales; Brassicaceae.
AUGCAAAUAUCUCCGGAUGAACAGCACAAAAUGGCGACAAUAUACAAAUCUGAGAAGAGGGAUGAGAUGGUGAAAGAGGGAUAUAGGAUUAGAGGCAAUUCAGAUCAGGUGAGAUGGAUCGAUGCUUGGAAGAAGAUAUUCUUGAGAGCGACCAUUUUCCGGGUUGUUAGAACAAGCAUUCUUUUAGCGGGGAAGUUAACGAGGCGGAUUCCUGAGAUGUCUGUCCGAGUUGUUCAAGACUUUUUUUUGGAUAAAGAAGGUAGUUCAGACUUGGGGUUCAAUCAUUGCAUAUCGAUAGCAAAUUUCAAGGACCCUAUCCAUCACGAUUUUACCAGAGGUUAUGAGCUUCUCAUCCAACUGAAAUGCACUAUAGUGGAGUGGAGGUUGUGGAAACCUAGGUAAGAGCAAGGAAACCUACGAAAGAGCAAAACAAUAUAUUCAUGGCAACGAGAGAGAAAGACGUUUUAAGAUUGAUGGAGUACAAAAAAAAAGAGGAGAACCCGAAACAAAAUCGCAUGAGAAGCAGAACUUACUGCUUCCGUUACUCUCUUCCCUCCUCAUUUACCUAUUCAGCUUCUCCUGCCCAGAUUCCUAAGUUUUCUCUCUUCUCUCUCCCUCUCUCUCUGAUUCACUUGUCAAUAUAUUCUGGGAAUUUACGACGGAGAAAGAGAUAAUGGAGGAGGGAAGUCAAUGGCAUCAAUGGAGUAUGUUCAGAUCUCUGCUAUCGAUUCUUCAAUGGUGGGGUUUUAACGUUACCGUUAUCAUCAUGAACAAAUGGAUCUUCCAGAAACUGGAUUUCAAGUUUCCGUUGUCAGUUUCGUGCGUUCAUUUCAUAUGUACAUCGAUUGGAGCUUACAUUGUGAUCAGAGUCCUGAAGAUAAAACCAUUGAUCGUUAUUGAUCCAGAAGAUCGAUGGAAGAGGAUUUUCCCAAUGUCGGUCGUAUUCUGUAUCAACAUUGUCUUGGGAAACAUCAUUCUUAGAUACAUCCCUGUCUCUUUUAUGCAGGCAAUCAAAUCCUUCACUCCAGCAACAACAGUUGUGUUACAGUGGAUGGUAUGGAGGAAAUAUUUCGACUGGCGUAUUUGGGCGUCGUUGGUUCCAAUUGUCGGUGGGAUCCUUCUGACUUCUAUUACAGAACUUAGCUUUAAUGUGUUUGGUUUUUGUGCUGCUUUGUUUGGUUGUUUAGCUACCUCUACAAAGACCAUUCUUGCGGAAUCUCUUCUUCACGGUUACAAAUUCGACAUGUCAGUCUUCUGUUCCCUGAAGUUUCCAUCUUAACAUUCAUAUGGUGGUUUUGUUAAAACAUAAACACAAUGUACUAUAUGGCGCCAUUUGCGACCAUGAUUCUCGGUUUACCAGCAAUUUUACUUGAAGGCAACGGAAUCUUGGAUUGGUUCGAAGCACACCCGUCUCCAUGGUCGGCUCUCAUCAUCAUAUUCAGCUCGGGUGUUCUAGCUUUCUGUCUUAACUUCUCCAUCCAACUGAUUUUACAUCGACAGCUUUGCUUUAUAAAAUUAUGUCAUAUUCUAAAGCUUAUUUAAAUAUUGUAUACACUACUCAUAUCUUAUUAAUUUAUUUAUUUUUGUAGUUCAAAACAUAUGUAGUGGAUGUGUGUAGUCCUAUUUUAUAUAAUAGUUUUUUUGUCAACAUAUAAUAGGUUUUUCAUCAAUUUUUGCAACUGAUAAAUUUAAAUUUCCAUUUCUUGCAACUAAUAAACUUAAAAUUAACACGAAAGUUUGUAAAUAAAUACAUAAAAUAAUAUAGAUAGAUGAUCAUAGAAAUUUGAUUAAAUACAACUUAAUACAAAUUUAGGGAAUUUAGUGAAGGGUAUUAGGUGGAUAUCAGAAAGUGAGUGGGAAACAGCCAACAUGAAAUUAUAAAAAAUUCGAUUGAUUUUAAAAGUUUACAGAUUUGUGAAAUUUUAGAAAAAAGAUUUGCUAAAUUUUGAAAUAGUUUGUAUUAGAAAAUUUAUCAAAUUGUUUUUAUUAUAUUAACUUUAAAAAUCUAAGCCAUAUAGAUAGUAUUUUAAAAAUUU